CAUGUGCAGCCCAAAGCGGAAUGACAUCAUGCCGAGGAGACGCUGUGGCUGGAAUACCCAGAAGGCCCUGCAGGAGAACCGGGGACUGGAGGCAGCAGGCGGACGCUAGCAGUAUCAUUCUCUGUCCUGUCUAGCGGAGGACUGGUCUGUCUGCCUCUGGACUUCCCACGCUGUCAUCCGUCUGCCGUUUGAAAAGUCCCGACUCCAAACGUGUCACUCAACCGACACUUCAUCAGUGGCGGUCCAACCAGAGACGUGGCCAGGCGUCCUCCUUUAUCACGGAGACAGACCCACGGCUUAUACCGGGCAGGCGCUAGGACCCUGCGGACACCGGGGCCCUGUGACUGGGACAGGUCUCUCCCAGAUAGACGCUCAUUGACCAGAGGAGACUUCAUGUUGCGGAGGGAGCGUCUUUUUUUCCGCACACGCUGCGUGACAGUGCCCUGCCUCUGUGGCGCAGUCCACUCGACUCUACUCUACUUUACUCUACUUUACUCCACUUUACUCCACUCCGAGAGAGCUUCAACACCUUCCGAGCCGCCAUUUUUCCAUGCGGGGAUGGGAGAGCAACACCUGGGAAUUUGCUGCUGGUGCGUGGAAUCAUGGAUCCCAUAAACACGGACGGCACUGCUUGGUGAACAAGGAGACAUCACAAUGAGCGCCCCCCUGACCCCCCUGCUCCUCCUGCCCCUCGUCCUCUCGUCCGCCCUGCAGCCUCCACGCCGCCCCGCCGCCACCGCCCCCCUCCACCACGUCCCCACGCUGGUCCCCCACAGCCCGACCCCGCUGGGGCGCUCCCGCUUCAGCGCCCACACUCGUCUGGACUUCAGCACUCACUGCAACUCCAGCUGCUUCCACCAGGGACACGAGGCGGCGGACAAGCUGGCCUUCGAGACGCUCUACUGGGACGGCUCGCGUACGCUCACCAAUGUGGACGUCAGGGACGAGGAUGACGAUGAUGAUGAUGACGAUGAGGGCGGGGUGAGGCCCACACGCAAGCGCGUGAGGCGUCAGAUUUACGGCGCGGACGGGCGCUUCAACAUCCAAGGAGACCACUUCCUCCUGGACUACCCUUUCUCCACCGCCGUUCGGAUCUCCACGGGGUGCACCGGGGUCCUGGUGUCACGGUGGCACGUCCUGACCGCCGCCCACUGCGUCCACGACGGCAAGGAUUACGUCAAGGGGGCGCGCAAGCUCAGAGUGGGCUUCCUCAUCCCGCCGUCCGUCAACGGUACCCGAAGCGACCCGUCGUCCGCAAAGAAGCCUCUUGUGCGUUGGGUGCGGGUGCGCCGCACACGGGUGCCCAAAGGCUGGAUCCAGGGCCCGCAGGAGAUCAGCAUGGACUUUGACUACGCCCUGCUGGAACUGCGCUCGCCUCACCGCCGACCCUUCAUGCGUUUGGCGGUGGCGCCCGACUUGGACGACCUCCCGGGCCGACGCAUCCACUUCUCGGGGUUCGACAGCGACAGACCCGGGGAGCUGGUCUACAGAUUUUGCCCCGUGGAGCAGGAGUCCAGUGACUUGAUCUACCAGCACUGCGACGCCAGGCCCGGCGCCAGCGGGUCGGGGGUGUACGGGCGGGUUUGGGACAACUACUUGGAACGCUGGGAGAGGAAGGUCAUCGGGAUCUUCUCGGGUCAUCAGUGGCUGGAGAUCGACGGGGAGAACAAGGACUACAACGUGGCCGUGCGAAUCACUCCUCUCAAGUUUGCUCAGAUCUGCUACUGGGUGCACGGAAACCGUUUGGAUUGUUCCCAAGACUGAAAUUCCGACAUCCAUCACCUUUUUUUAUUGCGACUGCAGCCGUAAACAAACCCGCCCGUGAUUCCGCUUAUUUACAUUACACAGAAUGUUUUACUAAUAUAUCUUUAUGGGUCUACUUUUUAAAACUUAAGGGAUUAUGCUCAUGUCGGUGUAACAUCGAGAAACGAGAUUGUUAAUUUUAUUUUUGCAAAAAUGCUUUUAUAUAUUUUAAUAAAUAGAGCUC
Messenger RNA from Doryrhamphus excisus (bluestripe pipefish), 1987 nucleotides. The record is from RefSeq and is a predicted model, not a curated record. NCBI's taxonomy places the organism in Eukaryota, Metazoa, Chordata, Actinopteri, Syngnathiformes, Syngnathidae.